Messenger RNA from Cherax quadricarinatus, 5999 nucleotides. RefSeq names its product heparan-alpha-glucosaminide N-acetyltransferase. The record is from RefSeq and is a predicted model, not a curated record. NCBI's taxonomy places the organism in Eukaryota, Metazoa, Arthropoda, Malacostraca, Decapoda, Parastacidae.
GAGGGAACUAAGGUCUAAGUCAGCUGAUGUUAGAGGCAGCAGGAUUAGCAGCAACAUUAUUAGGAGAAGUGGUGUCCCAUGUCCUCCAAUCAUUCGCCACUUCAGUAAUGGACUCCACUACACCAACGUGUAAUGUUGGACGUGGCGCAGUUCGCCUCACCCUAGACCAAGCUUGCCUCAAAGUCUUCAACUCUGAUACUGCUUCUUAUCUUCAGCUUUGGGCUCAGUCUGUCGAGUGCUAUAAGUGUAACCCAUGGCAGUUCCUGACUCUCGACCCUGGCACCAUACAAGAGCUGGUUGUCAACACCACCUACCCUUCUGACCUUUACAUCAGAAAUGAAACAGAGAGUGACCUUUACAAAGUAAGGUAUCACUUUGGACAGUAUGGGACCUACCAGCUGGGGAUUAGCACACACAACAUCACACACAUACAAGUCCUCGUCAAGCCCCUGAAUGAAUUUCUUCCUCUGUUUGUUGCUUUCAUAUUCUUCUUCAUGUUGGCAUUCGUAUGGCAGUGCACGAAGUUCUUCCGUCAACGCAUGGAUGCUUCAUAUUCUCCUCACAGAGUCAGAUCAGCGCCAGUUGAUGAAAGCUCGUCGUUGUUAUCCCAAGCAUUAUCUCGGGAAAGUGCUUCAUCAUCUGGAACACAACAGUCUUCUCCUCCAGCACCUCUACCAGUGACAUCCCAGCUGCAGCUAGUAGAUAUUCCUGACUCUAGGGGGACAGGAGGACGUCUUCUCUCUUUGGACACUUUCAGGGGCCUCGCCAUAAUCAUCAUGGUGUUUGUCAACUACGGAGGGGGCCAGUAUUACUUCUUCCAGCACGCUCGUUGGAACGGCCUCACUGUUGCUGACUUGGUCUUUCCCUGGUUCUUGUGGAUAAUGGGAGUGAGUUUGAUAUUCUCCAUUCGGUCGCAGCUACGUCGUACCACCAAGAGGUACAUGAUGCUUCUUCACAUCCUCAAGAGAUGCACCAUUCUUUUCUUUCUGGGACUCAUAAUAAACAGUGGCAAUGGUCAUAACUACAUGCCCACCUUCCGGAUCAUGGGCGUCCUGCAGCGCUUCUCAAUUUGUUACGGCAUCACAGCAUUGAUGGAGGUGUACCUGAUGAAUCCACAGGAAUCCCCAGAGUAUGUGUGGUACUGGAAGGUGCGUGAUAUUAUGAGGUCUGGAGUGCAGUGGACCAUCACUACUGUCCUGGUCAUUGUUCACACAGCUAUCACAUUUGGCCUUGUUGUCCCAGGAUGUCCCAAGGGAUACCUGGGUCCCGGAGGUUUGUACAACGGAGGUGAGCAUGGCAACUGUACGGGCGGUGCUGCUGCGUAUGUGGAUAUUAAAGUGCUUGGCAAGGCACACGUCUAUCGGAGUCCAACUUGUAGAAUGAUUUACAAUAAUGACGCUCCAUAUGACCCUGAAGGCAUCUUGGGAGCCCUAACAGCAGUGCUUACGGUACAAUUGGGAGCGGCAGCUGGACGCAUCAUUGUCACCUAUCAGGACCAUGACUCACGCAUUAAACGCUGGAUUAUUUGGGGCAUUGUCUGUGGUAUGCUAGCAGGCUUUCUCUGUAGCUGGCAUAAGGAAAGUGGUCCAAUCCCGGUCAACAAGAACCUAUGGUCGCUCUCCUUUGUAUUCGUCACGGCCUGCUUUGCUUUCUUACUUCUGUCAUUCCUGUACUUGAUUAUAGACAAAUGGCAGUGGUGGAAUGGCAGCCCACUUAGAUAUGCUGGUAUGAACUCCAUCUUGGUGUAUAUGGGGCAUGAAAUUUGUGGUGGAUUGUUUCCCUGGUCAUGGACGCCAGUUGGAGAGCAUCAUGCCAAUUAUCUCAUCAUGAACCUCUGGGGCACAAGUAUGUGGAUCAUCAUAGCCUAUAUCUGCCACAGACAGAAGCUGUAUGUGUCUGUGUAAAAAUUCCAAGACUAGAGAGGAGGCAACCAGAAGUGGCCUUGUGUGACAGCCCUACAUGUUUUUCAUGGGUAAGACUGGCGAUCUGUUGGAGUGUGAGCAGGGUAAUAUUUAGUGAAGGGGUUCAGGGAAACCGGUUAUUUUCAUAUAGUCGGACUUGAGUCCUGGAAAUGGGAAGUACAAUGCCUGCACUUUAAAGGAGGGGUUUGGGAUAUUGGCAGUUUGGAGGGAUAUGUUGUGUAUCUCUAUACGUAUGUGCUUCUAAACUGUUGUAUUCUGGGCACCUCUGCAAAAGCAGUGAUAAUGUGUGAGUGUGGUGAAAGUGUUGAAUGAUGAUGAAAGUAUUUUCUUUUUGGGGAUUUUCUUUCUUUUUUUUGGGUCACCCUGCCUCGGUGGGAGACGACCGACUUGUUGAAAAAAAAAAAAAAAAGACUGGCCAUACCUAUUUAACUUUGUGGGUAAGACUGGCCAUACCCAUUUUUCCUCAUGGGGUAAGAAACUAUGGUGAUGCCCACAAGACCACUCCUGGCAGCUGUCCUAUGAGCAUAGCCCCAACAAUCUUACUAGGCUAGUCAGACCUUUCAAGUGGUGCUAGUUGUGUAUUAGUGUAGCAUAGGAAAGUCAUGGCAAUACUCAGCAAUAGAUAUAUCUAGAACGUACUUUUUUUUUUAUCGAAAAGUCAAAUAUAUUUUUAACUUUUUUAAUUCUUGGUGUAAAAAUCCAGAUUUUAAUAAUGGCUGGAAAAUGCAAAAAUGUUUACCAACCAACAAAUUGGAAUGGCCUAGAACAGUGUGAUUAUGGUAAUGAAAAUGUCAGAGGCUAGACUUUGAGAUCUCGUCACACCAGAUAAUGGGUUGGGUUUUGUUAACUGCUCAAACAAGCAUCUCGCAAGUUACCAAUAUGUUUGUUCCAGUGAAAGUAUUUUAACCCGUAAACGGUCCAAGCAGAUCUACGUUCACAUGUGUAGCGCUACAAAAGUAGAUCUGUUUUUUUUUUUACAUAUUUUCAAAUAUAACAAAAAAAAAGUAGAUCAAAGUUUUUUACACUUUCAAAUGCAAAAAAAACAAAGAUCUACUUUUUUUUACAUACUUUCAAAUGUUGAAAAAACGUAUAUAUACAUUUGGACCGUUUACGGGUUAAGUACAGUGAUGGUUCUUAGAAUCAUAAAAAAUUCCAUUGCUGCUAUUGAAUGCUCAACAUGUUAGUAUUAGCCUUUUUUUUUUUUCAUGACAAUAUUUCAAGCUCAUAGGAAUGAGUCUGAUGAUAUUUUGUUUACAUUUUUCUCUAGUUAUAGACACAAUUAAAUUUGAUGAAGAUUAAGUUAAGUAAAGCUGUGAUGCUCAAUAUUAUAAAUUACUUAUCCACAUUCCAUUUGGAACCUGCCAUAUUUAGUUAGUGUAAAAUGAAAUACAUUGGCAAGCAUUUAUUGAAGAAAGUUAUGGCUUGAUAAACAAUAAUAAUGCAAGUUAAUUAUUCAAUAUUCCUCCAUGAAGUCAUGCACUUUGAUACUAGCGCCACAAGUACUACAAACACCACUACUACAUCUCCCUGGCAUUAACCCUUUGACUGUCGCAAGUCCCUUUCUGAAACUGUCAUUCUAUGUCGCAAAAUUUUUGGGAAAAAAAUAUUUUCUUAUGAAAUGAUAGAGAAUCUUUUUCUGAUGGUAAUGACACCAAAAGUACGAAAUUUGGUCAAACUCGAGGAAUUACGCUCCCGCGAAGUUAGUGGUCUUGGCGACAUAUGCACAUCAGCGAUUUCACCGAUUUUGAGCCAUUUUUGGCCAAUUCCGUUGUUCCAGUUGACCAAACUCAUAGCUAUUUCUUUAGAACUCCAUUUUUUCUAUCAGUUGAGUACAAGAAACUGCUCGUUUACUUUUUUGGACUACCCAAUCAAGUGGUCAGAAAUUGGCAGUUUGGCCAAUUUCAAACAAAUUAAAAAAGAUGCCAAUUUCAAAAUAGGGUCCAGAAUAAACAAUGUAGACAUUCUUGGCACUAAAAUAACAUAUCCUCUGUUCAUUAGUCAUGUCUCUAGGCCCCUCUUAUAUUACUAUUGCUUUCUAUUUUGAUUUUUUAUUCAUACAAAAAAUACAAAAUUUACUGUUAUGCAGACUACUGUAUUAUUGUAAAAAUGGUAUAAAUAAUAUCAGUGCACUUGUGAAAGAAUAUUAGACUCCCCAGUUGACGUGUAUUGAACGUGUGAUGUGAUUUGCUUACUCUCGAACAUUGGUAAAAAUCGAAAAUUUCCGCUACUUUGAGCUCAAUUUCAAGGUCGUUUUCAUCUUGAAACUAAUCAAAAUCAUCUCUUUCUGCAAUACGUUUCCCAUUUUAUCACGUGAGACCAUGAAAACAAGAAUACAAAGUGAAAUACUAUACGAAAAUACACCUCAAAGUCGGCGUUUUAAUCCAAAAAGUUUUUUUUUCUCAUUAUGCACUGCGUGCUGCAGGAUUUUUGUGGUGCAAACUGACCACACAAACCCAUUCUCUCGCAUGUGGACCUACCAGCUUUCUCCUGCUUGAUUUGAAGCCGCUAGAAUUAUUGCGUAUACAUACGUUCGAAACACUGGCUCGUAAGAUAUAUAUAUACAACCAAAACAGUCAAAGGGUUAAUGGUCAACUAAUGUGUAUUAUUAUUAUUAUAAUCAAGGGGGAAGCGCUAAACCCGGAGGAUUAUACAGCGCCUGGGGGGGGGAUGUGGAAGGCAUUCAGGCUUAAUUCGGGGAACUGGAGCACAGAUCCAAUUCCCUAAAUCAAGAGCCCCUCACCAACAUCAAGGCACCUUCCUUGAGGGGACCUAAUGUGUAAAGUAGUGUUAAUUUCCUCUUUACAAAAUGGAUAAUAAAGACCAAGUACAUAGUGAUAAUUGACUUAAAAAUUUGGUAUUAGUAAACUCAUUUGUGGAUUUAAUAAAAGUAUCUUAAAUGCCAUAUAAAUUUAGUUUAGUUCCAGGGUAUAUCUUGAGCAUAUUUGUUAAUGUCUGGUAUACUGAAUACUUAACAUGGGGUAAUACCUGGUAACCAGAAUAACAUCUAUGAAAUUUUAAAAUAAUAAGCCACAAUUAUACACAGCUGUAGUACUGUAUUAUCCUCACAGGUUCAGUGAUUUUUGUGAGUAUAAUUGAAAAUCCUUGUAAUUAUGGACAGGCUGUUCAUGACCAGUGUAUCAUGAACCCUUGUUAGUUUUUUCUAAAUGUAAUUAAUACAAUAUUAAGUUGAGGUAUAAGACUGUGCACAAGUUCUUGUUUUUCAUCAAUAUAUCUGUUAAGAGUAAUGAAACAAAAUGUGCAAAAUAUCAUCCACAAGUGUUUACAUGCAUGAAAUUUAUAUAUAAAAUAGUUUGCUGAUUGAUACUUUUACUACAUUGUCAUUGUGUUGUAUCUUGUUAAAUUAUACCAAAUAUACUCUUAAGUUGUCUACAUAUAUUGUUACUGCAAACUUUUCUCUCAUAUAUAUCACUUAAAAUAAAACUUCCUUUAUUUUGACAAUAUCAUUUAUACUGCCGAGUGACCCUCACGGGUUUAGUACUUCCCAUAAGUGUUAGACAUGCAAGUGUAUUAUAUGCCGCAUAUGGUCACAACUGCGCAUGUUGAAUUUACAGAUUGUGUGAAGUAUAUAUUAUGGUAAUGUAGUAUAUGUGCUGUAUUAUAAAUUGCUCAUGGAGCACAUAUACUGUAUAUACCAUAGUAUAUACUGCAUAAUCUGUAAAUUCAGCAUAUGGAGUUAAAUGACCAUAUAUACCGAUGAACUGUAUGUAGCACAUAUAUAUACCAUUAUCUGCAGCAAAUAUACACCACAUACACCAAUUAUAUGCUGCAUGUGGUCUAGACUAGUAUAUGCUGCACAUGUAUACUCAGCAUAUCAGUGUACCUGCCAUAUAUACAGUAGGUUACACUUUCAUUCAAAUACUUGAUACUUUCUGUAAUAUAUUUUAAAAGUAUUUGCUAUAAAGAUGUUAUUUUUUUGUGUCUCUAUCUUGCUAUAUAACAUUUACAAUAAUAAUCACUGAAAUACACGUUUAUAUUUUGUUUCGUGUUACAAUAUAAUGAAUAUAAAUGUACAGUCAUGUAAUAUUGGACACUAAUAAAUUUUUUUUACAAAUGGCA